This is a messenger RNA of Geosmithia morbida, 1770 nucleotides long. RefSeq lists its product as uncharacterized. The coding region runs from base 1 to 1770 and encodes 589 amino acids. NCBI's taxonomy places the organism in Eukaryota, Fungi, Ascomycota, Sordariomycetes, Hypocreales, Bionectriaceae. Gene Ontology annotation, biological process: potassium ion transmembrane transport. Gene Ontology annotation, molecular function: potassium ion transmembrane transporter activity. The transcript has a single exon. The record is from RefSeq and is a predicted model, not a curated record. Gene Ontology annotation, cellular component: plasma membrane.
AUGGGCCCCGGCUUCGCCUACGCCUGGUUGUGGGCCAUGCUCAUCCUCUCGGUCGCCGUCUACGCCCUGGACAGCUUCACCGCCGUCAACCUGCUCAUCUUCGACAAGUGGUCCUCCAACAUCGAGCCCGGGAUCCCCCUCAAGGUCUCCAAGUGGAUCUUCUCGGGCUGCAUCAUCCUCUCCUUUCUCAACCUCGGCUACGAGGCCGUCCGCGCCGUCCGCGUCAUGAAGCGCCGCAACGUCGCCGAGUGCUACCUCGACUCCCUCGCCGUCCGUUGGGAGUCGGCCCGCGUCGGCCGCGGCCAGGGCUACCGGAGGUUCCUCGUCUUCGCCGAGCUGACAAAGGGCAAGAAGGGUGGCCAGUACGUGGCCCUGUUCACCUACUUCAGCCUCCAGUCCUGGAUCCGCGUCCUCAUCUGCUCCGGGCCCCGCCAGGUCAUCAACGCCUUCACCUUCAAGUCCCUCUACGAGAGCAGGCUGGCCGUCAACGAGUCGAGCGUGGAGGGCUCCCUGUCCACCUUCUUCGAGAAGAUCGGCGCCCUCGCCAAGGAGGACUACCAGCAGUCGCUCGUGCUCGGUUCCAUGGCCUUCACCCUGAUCGUCUGGAUCUUCUCCCUCCUCUUCCUGCUCGCCGCCGUGCUCUGCUACAUCACCUUCCUCUGGCACUGGAUCCCCCGCGCCGACGGCGGCCUCACCGGCUACUGCGAGCGCAAGAUCAACGAAGCCCUCAAGAGGAUCGUGACCGAAAAGGUCAACGUCGCCCUGGCCAAGGGUGAGCAGAAGCAGAUCAAGGCCGGCAUCAAGGCCGCCAGGAAGAACGGCCUCGAUGCCCCCGACUUCCAGAGGCAGGCCACGCUCCCGACGCUGCCCAACAUCGCGCCCGGCCCUCCGCCCUCGGCCGUGAUGGCCAGGCCGGACGAGAAGGGCGACUCGCUCCCGGAGAUGCCCAUGCUCGGCCGCACCAACACGGGCCUGACGCUGCCGGCCUACACCUCGAGGCCCACGAGCCCCGGAGGCAUCGAGAUGGGUUCCCUCAACGGCAGCGUGAGGAAGCCGCCGCCGUCGCGUACCGGGACCAUGGCCUCGGCCGCCUCGGCGCGCGCCUACGACGCCGACACGUCGCUGCUCAGCUCCGCCGCCGAGAUGGGCACCGGCCGACCGCCCUCGCCGGUCCCGAGCCUCCCCGUCAUCGCCGCCGCCGCCGCCGCAGACUACGGCCGCGGUCCCGGAACCCCGGCCUCCCAGAGGUCGUCGGGCAACGGCCCGGCCGUCAUGGGCCACAGGUCCAACAUGUCCAACGGGUCAUCGUCGCGCGGCGGCUACGGCUACGGCUACGGCGCCGACGGCGGCCCGAUGGACCCCAGCAGGGUCGCCAGCCCGGCCCCGUCGGCAAACAUCAUGUACCAGCCGCGCCCGCCGCAGCCGCAGCCGCAGCCGUACUACAACGCCUACGGCGGCGUCGCCGCCGCCGCCUCGGACGGACGCGCGAGCCCCGCCGGCUCCUACCGCGGCAUGAUGCCCCCCCUGCAACCGGGCCGGAGCGCGACGGGCCCGAUCCCUAACCGGGGACCGUACGGUCCGCCCGCUCCCCAGAGGAACAUGACGGCUCCCAUGCCGCCGCGCGGACCAGACAUCUACGACCGCCCCUCGACGUCGCAGAGCAUGAGGGGCGGAACUCCUCAGCCGUAUCCGGGUCAGGGUCAGGGUCAGGGUCAGGGUCAGAGUUACGGAUAUGAUGUGGAGAGGAAUGCCGGGCAAAGGUAUUGGUGA